UCUCUCUCUCUACAUGGCACCAAUGUGAAAUCGAACCAAAAAAAAAAAAAGCGUUGAAAUCGUGUUUAGAGAUCGGUUGAGAGGUGUUUGUUUUAAGAACAUUGAGGACCGAAGCGUGUGAUCUAAGGCUCCUUUUUUUUUUUUUCUCUCUUUGUUAGCUUCAAGCUUUAUUAUGAGCUCAUAAAUUAAAGAAGUAUAGUUUGCAUUACCAGAAAAAUGCAGUUGAAACAAUUCUUGAGGUCAUCAUCAUUGGGAAGCAGUUCCAGACGAUCAAGUUAUAGUAGGAAUUUUGACUUACCGGACGAUACACCGGCCGAGACAUCAUUGGACACCGGAGAGUAUGUCGGAGGAGCAAUGUUACCGGUUUUCCUCAAUGAUUUACGAAGAAACAACGAUGAAGAUUUAGUUGAAGUUACGCUUGAAUUGGAUGAUAAUUCAAUUGUGUUGUGUAGCGUAGCACCAACACCAUCACACAAUGCAGAAGGAACUCAGAGUGAAGAAGAAGAAGAAGAAGUGCCCAAUGGAUUUCUGGCACGUAGUGCAUCAGCAGCUUCCAAACUACGCCGGAAAUUAUCCUGGAUCCGAUCGCCGUCCAUGAGGUCACGGACGAUGUCUGUGGUAGCAUCGGAUGUCUCUGAUGAUCAUUUCCAGCAUCAUCAGAACAAUAUUAGUUAUAUCAAUACAACCAACACGUUAUCAGCACGAGAAGAGAUGAAGUCAAAACUGAAGUUAGUAAGGAGUAAAUCAACGGCUCAACGUGCGCUUGGAGGGUUGAGAUUCAUAAGCAAAACAACUGUUGAAUCCGAUACAAAUGUGCUAUGGAAAAAAGUGGAGGCGAGGUUUCAUGCUUUGGCUAAGGACGGUUUGCUUGCUAGAGAAGAUUUUGGUGAAUGCAUCGGAAUGGUGGAUUCUAAGGAGUUUGCAGUUGGGGUUUUUGAUGCAUUGGUAAGGCGGCGACGUCAAAAGACGGCAAAAAUAACCAAACCUGAGCUUCAUGAAUUUUGGUUGCAAAUUUCUGACCAAAGUUUUGAUGCUAGGCUUCAGAUUUUCUUUGACAUGGCGGAUAGCAACGGAGAUGGAAAAAUCACGAGAGAUGAAGUACAAGAGCUAAUCAUGCUGAGUGCUUCGGCAAAUAAGUUGUCCAAGUUGAAGGAACGUGCAACCGAGUAUGCUUCUUUAAUUAUGGAGGAAUUGGACCCGGAAGGUCUUGGUUACAUUGAGUUAUGGCAGUUGGAAACGCUUCUUCUACAAAGGGACAAUUAUAUGAACUACAGCAGACCCUUAAGCGUAACAAGCGUUGGAUGGGGUCCUAAUUUAGGAACUCAUAGUAAGACCAAGAACCUAGUAAAGAAAGCAAGCUAUGCACUCAAAUGCCUUAUAUUAGAUAACUGGCAAAGAGGCUGGAUUCUUUUGCUAUGGGUGAUGGUUAUGGCUGCACUUUUCACCUGGAAAUUCUUGCAGUAUAGACGACGAGCAGCCUUUCAAGUUAUGGGUUACUGUUUGGCAACUGCUAAAGGAGCUGCCGAGACUCUCAAGCUCAACAUGGCACUUGUUCUUUUACCUGUUUGUCGAAACAUACUAACUUGGCUUCGGUCUACUAGGGCCAAGCUUCUCGUUCCCUUCGAUGAUAAUAUAAACUUUCACAAGAUUAUUGCAUAUGCUAUUGCAGUUGGAAUAUUGCUUCACGCAGGGAACCAUUUAGCGUGUGAUUUUCCACGUCUGAUUAACUCAUCUCCUGAAAAAUUUGCACUGAUAGCUGCUGAUUUUGACAACGUGAAGCCCACUUUCAAAAGCCUAUUGACCGGUAUUGAAGGUGUUACUGGCAUUGCUAUGGUGAUUUUGAUGGCAAUUGUCUUCACACUAGCAACACGAAGCUUCAGGAGAAAUGUAUUGAAGCUGCCACCUCCUUUCAAUCGAUUAACAGGCUUCAACGCAUUUUGGUAUUCUCAUCACCUUCUAGCAGUGGUCUAUGUACUCCUAAUAGUACAUGGAACAUUCCUAUUCUUGGUUCACCAAUGGUGGCAGAAAACGACAUGGAUGUACAUCUCCAUGCCAUUGCUCCUCUAUGUAGCAGAGAGGAGUCUGAGAACAUGCCGAUCAGAACACUACGCAGCAAAAAUUUUGAAGGUUUCUGUACUUCCAGGAGAUGUCUUUAGCCUAACUAUGUCAAAGCCUAGUAGUUUCAAAUACAAGAGUGGGCAAUACAUAUUCCUGCAGUGUCCAACAAUCUCCUCAUUUGAAUGGCAUCCAUUUUCUAUAACAUCAGCACCAGGUGAUGACUACCUCAGUGUACACAUCCGCAUGGUAGGUGAUUGGACGAAUGAACUAAAGCGGGUUUUCACAGAGGAUGAUAGUUCAGCAUGUGAAAUUGGCCGGGCUAAGUUUAGAGAACGCGGGAAUGUUGAUCAACGAGGUUUACCUCGAUUGCUUGUUGAUGGACCAUAUGGUGCCGCAGCACAGGACUAUCAAAAUUAUGAUGUCUUGCUCCUCGUGGGACUAGGUAUUGGAGCUACACCUUUUAUAAGUAUCCUCAAGGAUCUAUUGAACAAUUCAAGAUCAGAAGAACUGGAUUCGAAUACUGAAACCAGUGCAUCGGAUGACAGCUGGACAAGUAUUGCCUCUAGCGCCACAUCAAAUGGAAAAAAGAAAUCACUAAGGACAAAAAGUGCACAUUUUUAUUGGGUUACCAGGGAAUCUGGAUCCUUUGAGUGGUUUAAAGGGGUGAUGAAUGAAGUGGCUGAGAUGGAUCACAAGGGUCUGAUAGAGAUGCACAAUUAUCUUACGAGUGUUUAUGAAGAGGGUGAUGCCAGGUCCACUCUCAUCACCAUGGUCCAGGCGCUCAACCAUGCAAAACAUGGUGUUGACAUCCUGUCUGGCACACGGGUAAGGACGCAUUUCGCAAGGCCCAAAUGGAAGGAAGUAUUCAACAAAAUAGCUUCGAAACAUCCAUAUUCCACAGUAGGAGUCUUCUACUGCGGGUUGCCUGCCUUGGCAAAGGAACUGAAGAAGCUAUCCCAAGAAUUGACUUACAAGACAUCCACACGAUUUGAGUUCCACAAGGAGUACUUUUGAAAUAGCAAAUUUAGCAAAUAAGGGAUACGUGUCAAAUAUAUACAAACAAUAUUGUCCCACUACUAUGCACCUAUGUGUAGGGUGUGAAGAAUGGUACAUGACAUCCUUAGUGCAUUUGUGAAUACCACUAAGCUGCAAGUGUAAGAAUGAAGAGGAGAAUUAAAGAAAAGGAGGCACAGAAGGACGUAAUAAGCAAAAGAAAAGGAAGAAGGUCUGAUGCUGCCUUAUAAGCGCUGAGUAAAUGACAAAUCAAGCUACUACAAGGCAGUUAUAUCCAUCAAGUUUCCUAAGCAGUGAUAGAAAGAUUCUUUUCUUACUCCAAGAUAAAUAAACUGUCUCAUGUAUUUGUUUC
Molecule: messenger RNA, 3424 nt
Organism: Lycium barbarum (goji berry)
Lineage: Eukaryota; Viridiplantae; Streptophyta; Magnoliopsida; Solanales; Solanaceae
Product: respiratory burst oxidase homolog protein E-like
Exons: 15
Coding region: 217-3072 (951 amino acids)
Cellular component (GO): plasma membrane
Molecular function (GO): peroxidase activity; NAD(P)H oxidase H2O2-forming activity; calcium ion binding
Source: RefSeq, a predicted model, not a curated record